GCGCUAGCCGAGGGAAGUUUCCCUCCGAAAAGUUUUAAAGCGGUUCCCGAAGGGCGGGAAGCGUGAGGCGUGCGUGCUGCGUGCCGCGCAUCGAUCGGCCCGACCCUCGCCCUCACCACUCCCGGCUCCGAUACAUUCAUUUGGACAAAAUAUCAUUCCAUCAUUGCAUUUAGUAUUCUCCAUUCCUUUUAUUUAUUUGCAGUAGUUUUUCGUGAUUUAGUGCAUGUUUUAGGGGCUAGAUAAAUAUAAAUCGUAUUUGUGAAAAUGGGUGGCUGUGCAACGAAAGAAAACAAGGAAAACAAACCGGCAGAGGAUGCCGACGGGAAAGCCGCAGCAAUGGUGGACGCCGCAACCCUCGAGAAGUUGGAGGCUGGCUUCAGCAAGCUGGCCGCCUCUGACUCCAAGUCACUGCUGAAGAAGUACCUGACCAGGGAAGUCUUCGAUGCUCUCAAGAACAAGAAGACCUCCUUCGGCUCGACGCUCUUAGACUGCAUCCAGUCGGGUGUUGAGAACUUGGACUCUGGUGUCGGAAUCUACGCCCCCGACGCUGAGGCGUACGUAGUCUUCGCCGACCUGUUCGACCCCAUCAUCGAGGACUACCACAACGGCUUCAAGAAGACAGACAAGCACCCCGCCAAGAACUGGGGAGACGUCGAGACCCUCGGCAACCUGGACCCCGCCUCCGAGUUCGUGGUCUCCACUCGCGUUCGUUGCGGCCGCUCCAUGGAGGGCUACCCCUUCAACCCCUGCCUGACCGAGGCCCAGUACAAGGAGAUGGAAGACAAAGUCUCCUCCACCCUCUCCGGCCUCGAGGGCGAGCUCAAGGGCACCUUCUACCCGCUCACCGGCAUGUCCAAGGAGACCCAGCAGCAGCUCAUCGACGACCACUUCCUCUUCAAGGAGGGCGACCGCUUCCUGCAGGCCGCCAACGCCUGCCGCUUCUGGCCCACCGGCCGCGGCAUCUACCACAACGAGAACAAGACCUUCCUGGUGUGGUGCAACGAGGAGGACCACCUGCGUCUGAUCUCGAUGCAGAUGGGCGGCGACCUGAAGCAGGUGUACAAGAGGCUGGUGACCGCCGUCAAUGAUAUCGAGAAGAGGAUCCCGUUCUCGCACAACGACCGGCUGGGUUUCCUGACCUUCUGCCCGACCAACCUGGGCACGACCGUGCGUGCGUCGGUGCACAUCAAGCUUCCCAAGCUGGCUGCCGACAAGGCCAAGCUGGAGGAGGUGGCGUCGAAGUACCACUUGCAGGUGCGCGGCACCCGCGGCGAGCACACCGAAGCCGAGGGCGGCGUGUAUGACAUCUCCAACAAACGCCGCAUGGGACUCACCGAGUACGAGGCCGUCAAGGAAAUGUACGACGGAAUCGCUGAACUGAUCAAAAUCGAGAAGUCGUUGUAAGGAGUCUUUCGAUCUCGCGCUAUCAGUAUUUUUUGUAUUAUUUAUCGUUUCAUGUAAGGAGUUCAAGUAUCGGAUGGGAGGGUCGGCGGACUAGUCAGGCGCUCCGCGCGCCCGGGCACGCAGGCGGCCCUAUAUUAUACUGUUUUCGUAAAAGUAUUUUCUAUAAGGAAAUGGAAAAUAAAGACAGCUAGCAUUAAGACCAA
Messenger RNA from Ostrinia nubilalis (European corn borer), 1607 nucleotides. RefSeq names its product arginine kinase (gene AK). Gene Ontology annotation, biological process: phosphocreatine biosynthetic process. Lineage: Eukaryota; Metazoa; Arthropoda; Insecta; Lepidoptera; Crambidae. Bases 265 to 1404 code for a protein of 379 amino acids. Gene Ontology annotation, molecular function: creatine kinase activity. The transcript has 3 exons. The record is from RefSeq and is a predicted model, not a curated record.